AUGGAAGAUCAGUGUAGUCCUUUCAGCUGGGAUUUUUGCUAUCAGGAAGAGGGAAUAGAAGAUCAGUUACGGCAUUCUCUUCUGUACACAACCUUGGAGCUUGAGACAACAAUUGCAUCAGCAAAGGAGAAGAUUUCGAAGAGAGAUGAAGAAGUUGUUCAUCUCAAAGAUCUCCUAACCAGAGUCAUCAAAGAGAGAGAUGAGGCCAAAGCCAAAUGCCGGAGACUAGUGUUGGAGAAGCUCAUGCUCCAACAGCAACUGCAAAAACAACAAGAACAAGAACUUGUGUUUGUUCCUCAAACUCAUGAGGUUGAGUCAAAAGGCAGUGACUCUAGCAAGCACUACUUUGCUGCAGCUUCUUCCGACUCCGAUGAGAACAUUUCAUCUCCAAAUGCUGCAGACCCAGUUAUGUCACAAGAUGUGUUAACACAACUAUUAGGUGAUCAGAAGGCAUUGCCAGAGAAAGGGAAGCUAUUACAAGCAGUAAUUGAUGCAGGACCUCUCCUCCAAACUCUUCUGCUGGCUGGACCUCUGCCUCAGUGGCAGCACCCACCUCCCCAGCUCAAGUCAAUUGAGAUUCCCCCAGUCACUAUUUCUCCUCCAACACCACAUCUUCUGCAACCCCAGGACUCUUGCAUUAGUACUAGUAGCAACACUGCUUGUUUCGGUAACAAAAGAAGCCUGGUGCAUAGUGAUGGUUCUGGUUCUGGUUCUGAUUCUUCACCCAAGACCAAGUAUCAAAAGGUUGUUCACUAUUGA
Molecule: messenger RNA, 759 nt
Organism: Fragaria vesca subsp. vesca
Lineage: Eukaryota; Viridiplantae; Streptophyta; Magnoliopsida; Rosales; Rosaceae
Exons: 2
Coding region: 1-759 (252 amino acids)
Source: RefSeq, a predicted model, not a curated record